AUGGGUUCGAUUCCGGAGAGGGAGCCUGAGAAACGGCUACCACAUCCAAGGAAGGCAGCAGGCGCGCAAAUUACCCAAUCCCGACACGGGGAGUACAAUUUAAACCUCUUAACGAGGAACAAUUGGAGGGCAAGUCUGGUGCCAGCAGCCGCGUUAAAAAGCUCGUAG
Plenodomus lingam JN3 is the source of this 168-nucleotide messenger RNA. The record is from RefSeq and is a predicted model, not a curated record. Lineage: Eukaryota; Fungi; Ascomycota; Dothideomycetes; Pleosporales; Leptosphaeriaceae.